GCCUGUAGGAAAGUGUACGUUGAACAGGUUUGAAACCUGUUUCAUGAAACAUUUCUCAGUUGCAAAAAUCCGUUGAUUCGGCAAGGUUGAUAUGAAGCAAGUGUUUGAGUGUUAAGAAUUCAUUCACGUGUAGAAAAGAGCACGAAAUGCCGAAAUAAUUCGCACGUCUAACAGGUAAAACCUGUCUCGUGAAACAUGCAAAUUUCGAUGUUCCGUAGACGAGUCCUGUACGACUGCUGUUUCAUAAAAGCUUUGAUUCAGUUUUGGUUUGAUCGAUCUCGGAACAACAAGUCGCGUUAGAGGUUUCCUCGUAGAAUGUGGGAAACAUUUUUCAAGAUGAACCAGUCUGUGAAAUGUUCUGUUUUUCGGCUCAUAAUGGUUUUUAGUGCCAUUAAGGACGUGCAAAUGCACUCGUUUUUCGAUGUUCCUCCACCGGAAUACAUUGGGCGUACUUCAAUGAAGGACUGUGCAAAGCGGUUCUACGGUGAAGCUUUUGUUGCUGGUCCAAUUUAUGGAGGUUUUGGUGCUGGUGCAAUUGAUUAUGAUGCCGAUGAGAAUGGUGAAGUAUUUACUAAUGGUGAAAGCUUUGGUUCUGGCACUGGUGCCAUUGAUGGAGGUUUUGGUGCUGGUGCAAUUUACGGAGGCUUUGGUGCUGGUGCAACUGGUGGAGGUUUUGUUGCCGGAGCUACUGAUGGAGGCUUUGGUGUUGGGGCCUAUGGUGGAGGCUUUGGUGCUGGAGCCACAGGUGAAGGUGUUGGUGCUGGUGCAUUUGAUGGAGGCUUCGGAGCUGGUGCAAAUAGUGGAGGAUUUGGUGCUGGAGCCACUGCUGGAGGCUUUGGUGCUGGUGCAAAUAGUGGAGGCUUUGGUGCUGGUGGAAUUGGUGGAGGCUUUGAUACUGGAGCCACUGGUGAAGGUGUUGGUGCCGGUGCAAUUGAUGGAGGCUUUGGUGCUGGAGCCACUGAUGGAGGCUUUGGUGCUGGUGGAAUUGGUGGAGGCUUUGGUGCUGGUGCAAUUGAUGGAGGCUUUAGUGCUGGUGCAAAUAGUGAAGGAUUUGGUGUUGGUGCCUUUGGCGGAAACUUUGGAACUGGUAUAAUUGGUGGAGGUUUUGGUGCUGGUGGAAUUGGUGGAGGCUUUGGUGCUGGAGCCACUGAUGGAGGCUUUGGUGCUGGUGCAAAUAGUGAGGGAUUUGGUGCUGGUGCAAUUGAUGGAGGCUUUGGUGCUGGUGCAAAUAGUGGAGGCUUUGGUGCUGGUGGAAUUGGUGGAGGCUUUGGUGUGGGUGGAAUUGAUGGAGGCUUUGGUGCUGGUACAAUUGGUGGAGGCUUUGGAGCUGGAGCCAUUGGUGAAAAUUUUGGCACUGGUAUAAAUAGUGGAGGCUUUGGUGUUGGUGCGAAUGGUGAAGGUUUCGAUGGUAAAGAUUUUGAUCCUGUUGACUAUAUUAAAAGUUUUAGUGAAGGUGCAAAUUUGACUAUUGAUCCAUUUAUUGGACCACUUUGGACUCAUUUAUUUGGUGGAGCUUUUCGUGGCGAAUUGCAACAUAUGGCAUUGGUCGGUUGGACGCGUGCCAGCGGUAAAAUUGAUUACCUCUGUGGUGGUAGCUUGAUCGGCGAACAGUUCAUACUGACUGCGGCACAUUGUAAACAGGAUGAAAGUGGCCUCCGUCCGGAUACAGUGCGGUUGGGUACCCAUGAUGCCAGAUAUGCACAGCAAAUUGCGAUUCGUGAUAUAAUAGUACAUCCGAGCUAUGACAAUUAUACCAAGUACUUCGAUGUGGCGUUGAUUGAGCUAGGACAAAAUGCAUGGAUUUCGCCAGCAGUAUGUCCGGCAUGUUUAUGGCAAGAGGGCGAGUCACCUUCUGGUCCCAUGGAAGCGAUUGCAUUUGGAGUAACGAAUCUAAACGACGAUCCGAGUCCAACUCUUCAACGUGUUGUGCUGAGCUACAGAUUGAAAGAAGAAUGUGAAAAAGUACUAACUACCAAUAAAACUAGGAUCCCCCAGGGUGUUCGGGCGGAUCAGUUCUGUGUAGCUGGCAAGGAUAUGGCCACUUGCGCGAGUGACUCCGGUAGUCCGGUUGAUGUGAAACGGGUGGACAUGAGUGGUUCCAUGGUAUCGCUGAUUAACGGUGUGGUUUCGUUCGGAACAGUCUGUGUUCCCGGUUUGGUUGGAGUAUAUACUAAAGUAAGCGAGUACGUGGAAUGGAUCGAACAAAUGACACAAACGUCAAUGAGUUAUAGAGCUUGUACCAAGGAAAUAAAGUGUUUUAGAAAGCCUGGCGAGCCUAGUAACAUGAACAUAAACCUGUUCAAAACCAAUAGUCGGUUUGGUCUUCUGUGGGACGAGUUCGAAGGCUCCCCGAACGAGUGUGGAGCAACAUUGAUCGACUAUCAGUAUCUUCUUACUACGGCUUCCUGUGUAACGACGAGCAAGGGUCACCCGAAGUUUGUCAUUUCCACGCGUGGCGAACGUGUAGCGAUUUCAAAUGUUUACGUGUCGCAUAAUUAUAGUUCACCAACAAAUGACAUAGCACUACUGAAGAUUGACAAGUACGCUAAUCACAAUGUAUACCCGCCCGUCUGUUUAUGGGACCAUCAAAGCGAUGGAGAGUAUCAAUUUUCUCCAGAGUUUAGUGCAUACGGACUGGAGGAACCUAUUGGCGAGUCUAGUGAGUCCCUUUUCGUUACUGCUCGCACUGGUUCGGGAUGUGAGGAGGAGCUGGUAUCGGGAACAGAUUUGCAGUGCUUUCACAACAAGGUACCGCUAAUGCCGGGAGUAUGUUGGAUGGAUCACGGUGGACCUGUUAUUGGCAGAACACAUUCGUCUAAAACAGUACAUAUGUAUGGCGUUGUGUCGCCGUUAAGUAGAAGCUGUGGAUCAAAUCUGUUUAUGGUCGAUGUAACACCACACAUUCCAUGGAUAGAAGCAAUAGUCUUCGGUAAAUGAGAUCCGUAUCGAGUGUGGAACUAAUUGUAAAUGUGUUUACUUACGAGUGUCUGCCUAGGUUCAACUUAUUCUAUUUUAAUAAACAUGGAAAUUUAAUCUUUCUGUAAAGGAACUUUUUAACCAAAGUUACUGCAAAUCAUAAUGUAACAACAAGCAGACGUCAAAGUGUGUAACAUGGUAGAAAUGAGAAAUUGUAAAAAAAAACUACGCUGAAUCGAAACAUGUCCAGGGCUCCAUCAUAAGGCUAAUGAUCUCCAGACUCAUUUUCUAGUCGUACGAAACUUAUUCUCAUGACCUCUUCUUGCUUAUUCUUUAGUAUAUGUUUAUCGAAUCGAAUAAGCUUCGAUCUCCGUCUGGUCUUUUUAGGUUGGUCUAUAAACUUUAAAGGGUUUCCAUGAUUUUUAUUUUUAA
This is a messenger RNA of Anopheles arabiensis, 3348 nucleotides long. Its product is annotated as polyserase-2-like. The transcript has 6 exons. Gene Ontology annotation, biological process: proteolysis. Bases 316 to 2937 code for a protein of 873 amino acids. NCBI's taxonomy places the organism in Eukaryota, Metazoa, Arthropoda, Insecta, Diptera, Culicidae. Gene Ontology annotation, molecular function: serine-type endopeptidase activity. The record is from RefSeq and is a predicted model, not a curated record.